Molecule: messenger RNA, 2183 nt
Organism: Oncorhynchus masou masou (cherry salmon)
Lineage: Eukaryota; Metazoa; Chordata; Actinopteri; Salmoniformes; Salmonidae
Product: lys-63-specific deubiquitinase BRCC36-like
Exons: 8
Coding region: 119-901 (260 amino acids)
Biological process (GO): double-strand break repair; protein K63-linked deubiquitination
Cellular component (GO): BRCA1-A complex; BRISC complex
Molecular function (GO): metallopeptidase activity; polyubiquitin modification-dependent protein binding; cysteine-type deubiquitinase activity
Source: RefSeq, a predicted model, not a curated record
AACAAGUUUUGAUAGAAAAGUCGCUGACAAGCAAGCUUUAGCUUGUGAAGUUUGAGAGAUAGCUUGUAGUAAUUGAUCCUAUUUUUUUUAGAGAACAAGACAGUUAUAGUACUAUAACAUGGCAGUGAUCGCAGUUCACCUCGAAUCAGAUGCUUUUUUGGUUUGCAUGAAUCAUGCAUUAAGUACCGAGAAGGAGGAAGUAAUGGGACUCUGCAUCGGGGAGGUGGACACCAACCGCAUCGUCCACAUUCAUUCUGUUAUUAUUCUCCGACGCUCGGACAAGAGGAAGGAUCGCGUAGAAAUUUCGCCUGAGCAGCUGUCUUCAGCGGCAACCGAAGCGGAGAGGUUGGCUGAAAUGACUGGACGGCCGAUGCGUGUAGUUGGUUGGUACCACUCUCACCCCCACAUCACUGUGUGGCCAUCACAUGUUGAUGUGAGGACACAGGCUAUGUAUCAAAUGAUGGACCAGGGCUUUGUUGGGCUGAUAUUCUCCUGCUUCAUUGAGGAUAAGAACACAAAAACCGGUCGAGUUCUCUACACCUGCUUCCAGUCUGUCCAAGCCCAGAAAGGCUCUGAGUACGAGAGAAUCGAGAUCCCAAUUCAUGUGAUUCCACACGAGGCCAUUGGGAAAGUGUGCCUUGAAUCAGCAGUGGAGCUUCCCAGAAUCCUUUGCCAGGAAGAGCAGGACACCUACAGAAAGAUUCACAGCUUAACUCAACUGGAUCCGAUCACGAAGAUACACAAUGGCUCAGUCUUCACUAAGAACCUGUGCAGCCAGAUGUCUGCUGUGAGUGGUCCCCUGCUGCAGUGGCUGGAGGAUCGUCUGGAGCAGAACAAACAGAACAUCAUUGAGCUGCAGCUGGAGAAAGAGAGACUAACUCAGGAGUUGGCAACCAUGUGAGAGGGAGAGAGUUAAGAAAUAGACACGUGGGCCUACCGAGUGGCGCAGCGGUCUAAAGCACUGAAUUGCAGUGCUUGAGGCGUCACUACAGACCCAGGUUCAAUCCCGGGCUGUGUCGUAGCCGGCCGCGACCGGGAGACCCAUGAGGCGGCACACAAUUGGCCCAGCGUCGUCCGGGUUAGGGGAGGGUUUGGCUGGCCGGUAUGUCCCAUUGCGCUCUAGCGACUCCUUGUGGUGGCCUGGGUGCAGUGCACGCUGACUUCGGUCGCCAGCUGUACUGCGUUUCCUCCGACACAUUGGUGCGUCUGGGUUAAGCGAGCAGUGUGUCAAGAAGCAGUGCGGCUUGGCAGAGUCAUGUUUCGGAGGACGCAUGGCUCUCGAUCUUUGCCUCUCCCUAGUCCUUACGGGAGUUGCAGCGAUGGGACAAGACUAUAACUACCAAUUUGGAUAUCACGAAAUUGGGGAGAAAAAGGGGUAAUGUUGACAUGUUCCUCAUAGUGCCAUAGACCUAACACGAGAGCAAGUGACUAAGUGAAUCUCCUCAUUGCUAACUGAAUGCCACCACACACCUUAGGGAGUGUUUUCCUGUCAUCCUCUGUGUAUUAUUAAACACUACUGUAUUUACUAGAACAUGUCACUAUUUCUCUUUAUUUUAGUUCCUUGGCUCCGAUUAUUGGAUGUGUUUUUCCAUAUUGCUGAUAUAUUUAUAUUUUGAAUGGAUGGUGCAAUGUACUGUGAACAUGAAAGGAUGUCCCGUGUGAAUUGCCAAUUCAAAAUGUGACAACAUAGUCUAUCCAGGUAUUUGCUUAUUAUAAAGUUAAAAAAAAAAGUUUUUCAAUUUCUAUGUUGCAAUAUGUCAUGCUUUAUUUGUGCUCCAAGUUAAAUCAAAGCCAUCUACUUUGACAGCUAUUGGAUUUCUUGUACUUAUGAAUGUUUUCAUAAGGUAUUUCAUGGAAAUGUUCCAAACCAUUAGCUUUGUCCUCUCUUGUAGAGUUUUGAGUCCUGAGUGAGGUAUUUUGUCUGAAAACCUCAAAUGUUGAUUCUCAUAGAAGGGCAGAGGGACAAUUUGUAAAGAACUAUUUCAUACGAGGUGGGGGAGAUGGGAUAUUGCUUCAUAUCCGUUUGGAAAAUACAGCGUUGUUAGCUAAACAAUGUCUACAUGUGAAUGUAUGGUGUAACCAUUGUAGCUUAUUUAGCAGCCAUUGCUUAGUCAUUGUGUGCCUUGUCAUGCUUGUACAGGUUCUGUUGUUUUGAGGGAUUAAACAGAUUUUUCUCUUUAUGA